AUGUCAAGAUCAGGCUAUGACGCCGUCGUAGACGUCGACGACGAAGGCGAUCUUGGCCAUACCGAUCUUCAAGACGACCUCGAAUUCCACAACUCCAACUUCUCCGAGUCCUCUCCAGCCCUCGGUACCGGCUCCGCGCGCGGCGGCCACAAGGCUACCUCUCCAUCGCUUCCCCUCCCUGCAACCGCCAACACAGGCACUGGAAGCGGCGGCGCUGGCGGGAAGCGCUUUCUCUGGACAUUGCCCUUCUAUGCGCAGUUUUUUGAUGUCGACACAACAUCGGUGCUCCAGCGGUGCGGCGCCGCCCUGUUCCCGCGGGCGAAUUUUCUCGAUGUGCUAGAGGGCAACCCCGACCUGUAUGGGCCGUUUUGGAUUGCCACGACGGUGGUCCUGAUUUUGUUCUUGGGCGGGACGAUCAGCGAUUAUUUGGCGCGUGAGGGUCGGAGUGCGUUUGCAUAUGACUUCGGCUUGUUGAGCGGCGCUGCUGGGCUCAUCUAUGGCUACACUUUCGUGAUUCCUGUAGUCCUGUAUCUCGCCCUCCGUUACUUCGGGUCCGAGAGCGCCAACCUACUCGAGUGUUGGGCGCUCUAUGGAUACGGCAACUUGAUCUGGAUUCCCGUGGCGCUCAUCAGCUGGUCGCCCAUUUCAAUCCUGAACUGGGUCUUUGUCGGUGUUGGCUUCGGCGUCUCGGUCGCUUUCCUGUUACGAAACCUGUACCCCGUGCUAAGCGCCACCGAUCGCCAGACCAGUAAGGUAUUGUUGAUCCUUGUGGUCGCCCUGCACUUCGGCCUAGCGCUGGCUAUUAAGGUGCUAUUUUUUGCGCACGGUAGCCCGGCGCUUAAGGAUGGAGACGUAAAGCCAGACCCAGAACGCAUGUUUUAA
This is a messenger RNA of Dichotomopilus funicola, 882 nucleotides long. RefSeq lists its product as uncharacterized. Gene Ontology annotation, cellular component: membrane; Golgi apparatus. Gene Ontology annotation, biological process: vesicle-mediated transport. Gene Ontology annotation, molecular function: small GTPase binding. The record is from RefSeq and is a predicted model, not a curated record. Lineage: Eukaryota; Fungi; Ascomycota; Sordariomycetes; Sordariales; Chaetomiaceae. The transcript is spliced from 3 exons. Bases 1 to 882 code for a protein of 293 amino acids.